This is a messenger RNA of Ipomoea nil (Japanese morning glory), 1535 nucleotides long. Its product is annotated as thylakoid membrane protein TERC, chloroplastic. The transcript has 14 exons. The coding region runs from base 189 to 1325 and encodes 378 amino acids. The record is from RefSeq and is a predicted model, not a curated record. Gene Ontology annotation, cellular component: membrane. Lineage: Eukaryota; Viridiplantae; Streptophyta; Magnoliopsida; Solanales; Convolvulaceae.
AGUGAAAGAGAAAUGUUUCUUGAUUUUCGGACUGAUGCUCAUACCCUCCCCCAUUGUUUGUGGCUACGCCGCAUCCGCUCAUCUUCAAACAAUAUUCAUAGACUGAUAUUUCGAAGAACAACGCACUCUGAUUCUUUGCACUCACUCUUUAUUUGUUCGAAAAAGGAGAAUACUUCAGGUUUGAAGCCAUGAAAUUGGCUUCUAUAGUCCACCAUAGCAGUACCCAAGCUCCACCUUCAGGCUUCACCUAUGCCUCCCUCAGGAAUUCCCCAAUCUACCCGUUUGAUGCGAACCCAAGACGGGUUCGGAUUCGGUUGGCUCCACUUCACUCUCCACCACCAUGUUCAGCUGGGUGUAGUUUUGGGCGAAGGCAUAGUUUUGCGAUUGUGUGUUCAAGAAAAACCGAACAAGGAGAACAAUCGUCUACUUCAGAGAAGGAGAAGUCACGUACUCAAUCGCAUAAGAGCAUUAACGAUAUUGAUAGCUCUUGCAGUACUGACAGGUCUGAAAAUUACGUAUCUUCGGUUAGGAUUGUUGCCCUAUGUGUGCUGUCAGCAGUAGCAUUUGGUGUUGGUUUGGGUUUCAAGGAUGGGAUCGAAAAGGCAUCUGAGUUUUUUGCCGGGUAUAUACUAGAGCAGAGCUUGUCGGUGGACAAUUUGUUCGUCUUUGUUUUGAUAUUCAAGUACUUUAAAGUGCCCCUCGCGUAUCAGAAUCGGGUGCUUUCAUAUGGAAUUGCUGGAGCAAUAAUCUUCCGAUUGUCUAUCAUACUGCUCGGGACAGCAACUCUUCAGAGGUUCGAGGCAGUUAACCUACUAUUGGCAGCGCUACUCCUUUACUCAUCAUUCAAGCUGUUUGCCCAAGAAGAUGGAGAUACUGAUCUUUCUGACAACUUCAUAGUAAAGACUUGCCAGAGAUUCAUUCCUGUAACCUCCGAGUAUGAUGGCAAUAGAUUCAUAACAGUUCAGGAUGGCAUUCGGAAAGCUACACCUUUACUCCUCACAGUAGCCGUAAUUGAACUCAGUGAUAUUGCAUUCGCUGUUGAUUCUAUACCGGCCGUUUUUGGUGUUACAAGAGAUCCUUUCAUUGUUUUCAGUUCUAAUAUCUUCGCCAUUUUAGGUUUACGGUCAUUAUACACGCUCGUUUCCGAGAGUAUGGCAGAGUUGGAGUAUUUACAGCCUGCAAUUGCUGUUGUUCUGGGCUUUAUCGGGUGUAAGAUGAUCCUGGAUUUCUUCGGCUUCCACGUCACCACCGAGGUGUCCCUUGCCGUCGUGGCUACCUGUCUUGGAGCUGGCGUGUUGUUGAGUCUUGCCAAGAAGUCCGACUAGAGGUACAUUACAUCUGGCGAUCCAAAAGGCGGCUGCCUCCCAUCAUCACUUUUGCCUUUUUUUUUUGCCAAAUUUUAUUGUCAAGAAUGUGAAAUACCCAUUUUCUUCAACUUGUGACCUUGUGUGGUGAUUUGAUAGUUCAAUAAUCAUAAUUGAUGAAUUGGAAACUUGUCAGAUAGUAUCAAUGUUGAAAGUUGAAUUGAUAACUAA